Molecule: messenger RNA, 1098 nt
Organism: Mangifera indica (mango)
Lineage: Eukaryota; Viridiplantae; Streptophyta; Magnoliopsida; Sapindales; Anacardiaceae
Product: protein NEN4
Exons: 5
Coding region: 83-889 (268 amino acids)
Molecular function (GO): nucleic acid binding; 3'-5' exonuclease activity
Source: RefSeq, a predicted model, not a curated record
AAAAAACCUGAAGCCAAAGCUCAUUUUUCUGGUCGAGCCAGUUGAACUAGCUAGUGAGUUCCUGUGCUGAGAACUUGUAGAAAUGGAGGCCUCAGCGGGGAUUGUUUUCUUUGACUUGGAAACGACAGUGCCCAGAAGAGCCGGGCAGCGGUUCUGGGUGUUGGAGUUCGGUGCAAUUGUAGUGUGCCCGCGUAGGCUUGUUGAGCUGGAGAGUUACAGCACCCUGAUAAGGCCCAAGGACUUGUCGGCGGUUGCGUUGAAGUCGAGUCGAAGCGAUGGGAUAACUCGUGCAGCUGUAGAAAAUGCACCUGAGUUUGCGGAAGUUGCUGAUAGAAUAUUCUGCAUUUUGAAUUCCAGAGUGUGGGCAGGCCACAAUAUACAAAGAUUUGAUUGUGCUCGUAUCAAAGAGGCCUUUGACGACAUCGGUAGGCCGGCACCGGAGCCAGUUGGAAUGAUUGAUUCUUUGGGGUUGUUGACUGAGAAAUUCGGUAGAAGAGCUGGCAAUAUGAAGAUGGCUUCAUUGGCUUCUUACUUUGGGCUUGGGCUGCAAAAGCACAGGAGCCUCGACGAUGUUCGGAUGAAUUUGGAGGUCCUGAAACAUUGUGCAACUGUGCUCUUUCUGGAAUCAAGCCUUCCGAGCGAGUUGAAUCGCAAAUUGAACAGCUCUCUCAGAAUUACAACAAGAAGUAGAAGCAAUGGAAGAUUAUCAUGUAGAGAAGAGACAACCAGGAAGUCUCCUCCAACUUCAGUUGGAUAUCAAAGAACUGUUCCCUACACAAGGGGAAGCUUGGCGAAGAUGACAGAAAGUGUGAAGAAUCUAUUGUGUAAAUCUCAAGGAAACCAACCUCUCAACGCCUUGCUCAAGCACUCUCAUUCACUGCUUCGUUGAUGGGAAAUUCAGACGUAAAUACAGUUCGGUAAAAAAUGAGAAGAGAAGUUCAGAAUUUCUGCUUGGAGAGGAUGAAAACUGAGAACCAUGUGUUGUUUUCAAGAGGACAGGCUUAGUGCCAAGAAAAAUUCAAUAGCAAACUAUGUAAUUUGUUUAUGCCAUUGAAUUUUCAGAAGUAUAUUCCAUUUAUUCUUUCAAGGUAUCCAUUU